CGGACCAAUCUGCUGUUGUACAGGUUUUUAAGAACGUUGAAUAAGUGAGCAGUUAUAAACUUUUCCCCAGGGUUGAAGAAUAUUCUCAGAUUCAGUUAUUUACUUUAGGGGGUAUGGAUAAUAAGAAGGGGAAAGUGCGUUGUUUUUUGAAACAAGCUUCUUUUCGGCUAAAAGAUGGGUGUCCAGGAGAAGCCCGUUAUCUUCUAUCAAGACAAAACAUUGAUUCAGAAGAGAGGAGGCUAGAAGGAGUAUGCCCUUACUGUUUCCAGUACCUGCUACCAGGGAAUCACAGAGUGCGUCUUAAACCCAAAAUGAAGUUAACUCCACGUGUAUGUCGACUUCUUAAUCAAGAGAAAAACAGGAAAAUGAACUGCAAACAGCAGAAAAUAAUUAGAAAAUACAAAAAUUCCAGAAGUGUACUGCUUGUUACCUGCUAUACUUGCAGUAAGACGUCAAGAUAUUAUGGUGUAAAUCGAAGCUUUCUAGCCAUGCUUCCCAGCCCUGCUUGUACUCCCAAGGGUACUCCCAAUGACAGAAGGCAGGACUUAAAGACUCCAUCAUCAUCAAACAAACAAAGCAUGUCUCAGAAACAGAACAGCUUUGGCUCAAAAGGCAAAAGCCCAGCUACAACACCAAGAACUGGCAAAUCUGAACAUUCCUCUCCAUCUUCAUCUAAAUCUGAACGUGCAAAGAAGUUUAACUUCUCACGCCUUAAAAUGCUCCUUAAAGAGGAGCAGAAGCAACUGAAAAAGAAAGGGAGGCUUCAAGAUUUCCUUUCCUCACUUUGAGAGGUUUAUGGUUGCUGAGAAUAAUUGUAAUGGGAACUUGUGAAGAACAGGAAGAUGAACUGCACUCAAGUAUUCAGCUGUCAGAGCACAGGCAAAGGGUUUGAUAGUCUGUAUACCAGUCAAAUGUAAUGUACAACAAAAGGGCCCUUACUUCUGAUUUGCAGUCUUACAGCUGUCAGUUUGACUAAAAACUUGGUUAAAGUGAUUGUUAAAUCAAACGUUCUAGCCCUGGCUUCUGGAAUGUUAAUGGAUGGUCAGUCAUAACAUUGUAAAGAAAAAGGAUUUUAUAAUUGUUGUAUAAUGUUUGAAUAUAAUAGCAUAUGUAAGCUUUUGCUGAUUUAAAAAAAUAUUUUCCAUUUGUGUGCCAAAUACUAAAUGUCAUUUAUGUCACUGGUUUAAUAUUUAUGGUAAGUUGUGCUUUCAGAGAUAGCGCACUGUCAGUUUUGAACAGCUGGUGGAUUGUUGUAUCAUGCAUGCCUUUGCCUUUGGAAGGAAACAGUGGCGGUGGUUUAACCAAAUAAAACUGAAUUAAUAUUUGUAAUUUUUGGUGGUGUGUCAUCAGACACACUCAUUUCAGGUGUCCAGUUGUCAUUUCUCACUUUUCUGUCAAAUUGUAUAUAAAUGUUUAUUUUUAUAAGUUGUGUUUUCUACAUUGCACGUACAGGUUUUGUUAGUAAAAGAAUUGUCGAUACACUUUGGUAGUUUUAAGACACCAGAUGUUCAGUACUUUUUGUUAUUGUCACUGAGAACAUUUUCUGUUAGUGAUUUUCUUAAAACGUGUAUGUUCAUUUUGAUAAAUUUGAAAUUUAUAACAUAAAAUGUCUGUGGGCUUCGGUUCUUUAAUGGACCUUAGGUCAUGUUAUUGACCUGCUUCUCUGUCUACAGUAGUACAGAUUUUUUUUUUUAUUUCAUAAUGUGUGGAGGCUGUAUAUAGAUGACAUUUAAGUCUGUGUUGCAGUAGUAUGUUUGCUUUCAUGUUUUAUUAAAUUUUGCAAAUGUAAAAUAGGUAUAUUUGAA
Molecule: messenger RNA, 1805 nt
Organism: Protopterus annectens (West African lungfish)
Lineage: Eukaryota; Metazoa; Chordata; Ceratodontiformes; Protopteridae
Gene: RMP24
Product: chromosome chr2.part1 C18orf21 homolog
Exons: 5
Coding region: 114-788 (224 amino acids)
Source: RefSeq, a predicted model, not a curated record